AUGGCUCCCAUUCCACAAAACAGCUCAACAGAGGUAUCACUAUUGCAUCCGAAAGUAUUGCUUCUUUCCGCUGGAAUUACGACCACUGCGUUUUUGUCCUACAAAUUUCACCAGAGGUAUGUUACUAGAUUAAGAACCUAUUUGGACAUAACACCCAAAAUAUUGGACAACCAGCAGAAAUUGUACGGGUAUGUUACACGAGUAGGUGAUGGAGAUAACUUCCGCUUUUUCCAUACUCCUGGUGGAGUUUUCAUGGGUUGGGGCUGGCUUCGUAAAAUUCCUACCAAUAGAAACCAGUUGAAAGACGAGACGUUAAUGAUUAGAUUAUGUGGAGUAGAUGCUCCAGAACGUUCCCAUUGGGGCAAACCAGCACAGCCAUUUUCAGAAGAAGCACUCAUUUGGUUGUCCUCGUAUGUUGGAAAAAGAUACGUGACGGUGACCCCAUUCUCUAUUGACCAGUACAAGCGAUUAGUGGCACGAGCUCAGGUAUGGAAAUGGACUGGCAAAAAAGAUGUUAGUGCAGAAAUGAUUAGACAGGGCCUAGGAAUAGUAUACGAAGGAAAACUGGGAGCAGAGUUCGGCGAUAAUGAAGCAUUAUAUAGAAACUUGGAAGCCAAGGCCAAGAGACAGAAGAAAGGAGUAUGGUCUUUGGGAAAGAAGAUGACGACUCCAGGCGAGUUCAAAAGAGAACACUACAGAGGAGACUAG
Molecule: messenger RNA, 708 nt
Organism: Scheffersomyces stipitis CBS 6054
Lineage: Eukaryota; Fungi; Ascomycota; Pichiomycetes; Serinales; Debaryomycetaceae
Exons: 1
Coding region: 1-708 (235 amino acids)
Cellular component (GO): mitochondrion; cytoplasm
Source: RefSeq, a predicted model, not a curated record